Molecule: messenger RNA, 1037 nt
Organism: Peromyscus eremicus (cactus mouse)
Lineage: Eukaryota; Metazoa; Chordata; Mammalia; Rodentia; Cricetidae
Gene: Prrx2
Product: paired related homeobox 2
Exons: 4
Coding region: 1-747 (248 amino acids)
Biological process (GO): regulation of DNA-templated transcription
Molecular function (GO): DNA-binding transcription factor activity, RNA polymerase II-specific; DNA binding
Source: RefSeq, a predicted model, not a curated record
AUGGACAGCACGGCCGCCGCCUUCGCCCUGGACCCGCCGGCGCCCGGCCCGGGGCCCCCGCCCGCACCCGGCGACUGCGCCCAGGCCCGCAAGAACUUCUCGGUGAGCCACCUUCUGGACCUGGAGGAGGUGGCGGCGGCCGGGCGCAGGGCUGCAGGGCCGGUGGCGGGGCCCGAGGCGCGGGAGGGAGCGGCGCGCGAGCCGUCCGGGGGCAGCAGCGGCAGCGAGGCGGCGCCGCAGGACGGUGACUGUCCCAGCCCGGGCCGUGGCCAUGCCACCAAACGAAAGAAGAAGCAGCGACGGAACCGAACCACAUUCAACAGCAGCCAGCUCCAGGCACUGGAGAGAGUGUUCGAGCGCACACACUACCCCGACGCCUUUGUGCGUGAGGAGCUGGCCCGGCGGGUCAACCUCAGCGAGGCACGUGUCCAGGUCUGGUUCCAGAACCGCCGUGCCAAGUUUCGCCGGAAUGAACGUGCCAUGCUGGCUACCCGCUCCGCCUCGCUGCUCAAGUCCUAUGGCCAGGAGGCUGCCAUUGAGCAGCCCGUGGCUCCCCGACCUACCACGCUGAGCCCAGAUUAUCUGUCUUGGCCGGCAUCAUCCCCCUACAGCUCUGUGCCUCCCUACAGCCCCGGAGGUUCAAGUCCUGCGACCCCCGGGGUCAACAUGGCCAACAGCAUUGCCAGCCUGCGCCUCAAGGCCAAAGAGUUCAGCCUCCACCACAGCCAGGUGCCCACAGUGAACUGACAGUGUGCGCUGGGCCCAGCCUCCUCCUGACCCAAUGACAGACAGCAGCAAUGGAAGUGCCCAGAGGGACUGGGCAGCCUCUCCUGUGCCUUCUUUUCAUCCCAGCUUCCUGAGUUCCGGAGGCCUGCUGGGUACUGGAAGUGCCUGUGGUGGCUGAGAUUGUGGCCUGAGGUCCCUGGAGUGGCCUGGCCAGAAGGUGGAACAGGAGUCCGCCAAGGAACUCACUUAUGUAUUAAAACCAAAAAGCUUUUGUCUUUAAGGAAUAAAACCAUUUUUCUUAAGCUCCUCGA